This is a messenger RNA of Sus scrofa (pig), 9305 nucleotides long. It is a transcript of the gene AGO4, whose product is annotated as argonaute RISC component 4. The record is from RefSeq and is a predicted model, not a curated record. NCBI's taxonomy places the organism in Eukaryota, Metazoa, Chordata, Mammalia, Artiodactyla, Suidae. Gene Ontology annotation, molecular function: RNA binding; protein binding.
AAAAAAAAAAACUAAAUUCCUACAGUGUGCUCAUCUUUGAAUUAGGUAUUGAGGUAACAAUGAACUGGAACUCCAUUUCUUUUUCUUUUUUCUUUUUUCUUUUUGUCUUUUUGCCAUUUCUUGGGCCGCUCCCUCGGCAUAUAGAGGUUCCCAGGCCGAAUCAGAGCUGUAGCCGCCGGCCUAAGCCAGAGGCACAGCAACUCGGGAUCUGAGCCACGUCUGCAACCUACACCACAGCUCACCACAACGCCGGAUCCUUAACCUGCUGAGCGAGGCCAGAAAUCGAACCCGCAACUUCAUGGUUCCUAGUUUGAUUCGUUAACCACUGAGCCACGACAGGAAAUCCUGGAACUCCAUUUCUUAUAAGAGUAUACAGUCCAGUGGAGAAAGCAUUAAUUUAACAAGUUGUUUCUAGGUACUUGCCCUCAUCUUCCACAGAGGGUCUGGGGAACCCAGAAGAUGCAUUCCCCAGUCUGGGAGAUUCUGGAAAGGUUUUCUAAGGAGGUGGCACUUGACUUGAGUUUUGAAGGAUGAGUAUAACUUAGGGAAAGAAUGAACAAUGAAUUUAGUACAUGAAAAGAUUUUCAGUACUUUAAGAAUGUGGUGAGAAAAAAAAAAAGAAUGUGGGGAUCUGUCAACACAAAUUUCGUUAAAGUGUUUGCUUUGAUUUUCCUAAGUGAUGUUGGGCCAGAACAACUUCUUGGUUCAAAAUUUUCUCUCCUCAGUGAAUCAUAUUUGUUCUUGAUGAAAUACCAUUGCAACAAGAGAACUUGUUGUAACUUUCCUUUGUAGUCACAACCCACUUUACUCAACAUCUGUUCAUAGCAGAAAGGAUGUUUAUUUUUUAGGCCAGUGUCCAUUUGACAUUUUCAUCAAAAAGGAGUAAGGUUUUCUGUAGACAGAUAAUUCCCAGCUUGCAUUUCCUUAAAUCUUUAUCUACUGAAUAUUGAUAGGAUGUUUUAUUUUAUUUUAUUUUAUUUGUCUUUUUAGGGCCUUGAUCAUGGCAUAUAGAGAUUCCCAGGCUAGGCAUCCAAUCAGAGCUAUAGCCUCUGGCCUAUGCCACAGCCACAGUAACGUGUGAUCUGAGCUGUGUCUGAGACCUACACCACAGCUCAUGGCAAUGCCAAAUCCUUAACCCACUGAGCGAGGCAAUGGAUCAAACCUGCAUCCUCAUGGAUGCUAAUCAGAUUCGUUUCUGCUGAGCCAUGACAGGAACAUCAGAUGUUUGAUUUUAAAAACAGAGAGAGAGAGAGCUCGUGUGUGUGUGUGUGUGUGUGUGUGUGUGUGUGUGUCUUUGUUCUGAGGAAAAAUAAGUUGGGUAAAUGAUGAGUUAAAUGGGUUUAUUUAUUACAUGACUUGUUAGAGAAUUUAAUAUGAUAAUAUGUAUUGUAAUUUUAAGAAGGGGAGAGAGUACGCAGUUUCUUUAGUUUAUGGAAUCCUCUUUAUGGAAUAUCUUGUGAAUCAUCAAUGCAAUAAUUUGAAGUGACUGCACUGUCUAGACGAAGGAUUCUCAGCCUCAGUAGUAUUUGAUACUUUGGACUGAAUACUUCUUUGCUGCAGGGGCUGUCCUGUGCAUUGGAGGAUGUUUAGUUGUAACCCUAGCCCCUACCCACCCCAUGUCAGUAUCACUCCCUGCCCCUGGAGUUGUGACAACCAAAAAGUUCUUCGGACAUUGGGCAGAUGUUUACUGGGGGACAAAAGCUCCCUCGAGGUUGAGAACCACUGGUCUAGACUAGAAGCUCCUUUUUUUUUUUUUUUUUUUUUUUUUUUUUCCAUUUUUGGUUACCCCACAGCAUAUGGAGCUCCCGGGCCAGGGAUCAGAUCUAAGCCACAACUUCGGCAACACCAGAUCCUUAACCCACUGUGCCUGCUGGGGAUGGAACCCGAAUCCCAGUGCUCCCAAGACACCACCUAUCCUGUUGUGCCACAGUGGGAACUCCUUAGACUGGAAGUUCUUGAAGGCAGAGGUUCUGUCUUUUUCCUGAGUCCACAGUACAGAUUAGACAUGGAAUAAAUGAAUAAAUGUUUGUUGAAGAAAUAAACUAGACCUUAUGAUCAGGAAAUACCAGAUUGUCCAGAUUUUUUUUUUUUUUUUUUUGUCUUUUGACCUUUUUAGGAGGUUCCCACCUUAGGGGUUUAAUUGGAGCUGUUGCUGCCGGCCUACGCCAAAGCCACAGCAAUGUGGGAUCCAAGCCGUGUCUGCGACCUACACCACAGCUCAUGGCAACACCGGAUCCUUAACCCACUGAGCGAGGCCAGGGAUCGAACCUGAAACCUCAUGAUUCCUACUCGGAUUUGUUUCCGCUGUGCCACGAUGAGAACUCCUCAGACUGUCCAGAUUUUUUAAAUAUCAGGUUAUAAACAAGAAAGUCUAGCAUGAUCGGUAUUGUAUUACAAUCUAAUUUAGCAAUUAAAUUGAUAAAUACAGCUGCUGUUUAAUCUUCCACAAUCUGUACAAACAAAAUAAUGUAGGCUACAGAAGUUUCCUUGUGGUACUCCUGGUGUUGUCACUGGAGCAGCCCAGGUCACCGCUGUGGUGUGGUUUCAAUCCCUGGCCUGGGAACUUCCAUAUGCAGCAGGAGUGGCCAAAAGAAAAAAAAAUAAUUCAGGCUAAUUUGUGGAGGAUUAAUAGAUCAUCUCUAGCCUGGUGAUGGACUCGAGUUUAGAGAUGGUUUUUUUUUUUUUUUAAUGAAUAUAAUUUUGUAAGGUUAACUAUAGAUCUACUGAUGCUGAUAAAAGAUUUUAUACAGUAGACUCUAUCUCAGAGUUCAUCAUACUGUAUCUAAUGUUGACAUCUCCCAUGUUCAAAAUAAUAGUGACAUGGAAAAAUACUUGGAAAUCUAGAGGCUCUUAGGUCAAAAGAUAUUCCAAACUUUACAUUAGAGUAUGUUCAGUAAACAAUAAGAUCUCAAUAAUUGUAGCUGUCGUCAUGAUCAUGAAAGGAAUAUCAUCCUUCGUGACCAAACAGCACAUCCAAUGUCUUUCACCUUCUUUAGGACCUCCAACUAGCCUGUUUCAGCCACCUCGUCGUCCUGGCCUUGGAACUGUCGGAAAACCAAUUCGACUGUUAGCCAAUCAUUUUCAGGUUCAGAUUCCUAAAAUAGAUGUGUAUCAUUAUGAUGUGGAUAUCAAACCAGAAAAACGGCCUCGUAGAGUCAACAGGGAGGUAGUAGAUACAAUGGUGCGGCACUUUAAGAUCCAAAUAUUUGGUGAUCGGCAGCCUGGCUAUGAUGGCAAAAGAAAUAUGUACACAGCACAUCCACUGCCAAUUGGACGGGAUAGGGUCGAUAUGGAAGUGACCCUUCCAGGCGAGGGUAAAGACCAGACCUUUAAAGUGUCUGUUCAGUGGGUGUCAGUUGUGAGUCUUCAGUUGCUUUUAGAAGCUUUGGCCGGGCACUUGAAUGAAGUCCCAGAUGACUCAGUUCAAGCACUUGAUGUUAUCACAAGACACCUUCCCUCCAUGAGGUACACUCCAGUGGGUCGCUCCUUUUUCUCACCUCCUGAAGGUUAUUACCAUCCUCUGGGAGGAGGUAGAGAGGUUUGGUUUGGCUUUCAUCAGUCUGUGAGACCUGCCAUGUGGAAUAUGAUGCUCAAUAUUGAUGUAUCUGCAACUGCUUUCUACAGGGCUCAGCCUAUCAUUGAGUUCAUGUGUGAGGUUUUAGACAUUCAGAACAUCAAUGAACAGACCAAACCUCUAACAGACUCCCAGCGUGUCAAAUUUACCAAAGAAAUCAGAGGUCUUAAAGUUGAGGUGACCCACUGUGGACAGAUGAAACGCAAAUAUCGAGUUUGUAAUGUGACUAGACGGCCAGCCAGUCAUCAAACUUUUCCCUUACAGCUAGAAAACGGUCAAGCUAUGGAAUGUACAGUAGCUCAAUAUUUUAAGCAAAAGUAUAGUCUGCAGCUGAAAUACCCCCAUCUUCCCUGUCUCCAAGUAGGACAAGAACAAAAGCAUACAUACUUGCCACUUGAGGUCUGUAAUAUUGUGGCAGGGCAGCGAUGUAUAAAGAAGCUCACGGACAAUCAGACUUCCACGAUGAUCAAAGCCACAGCACGAUCCGCUCCUGACAGACAGGAAGAAAUCAGUAGACUGGUGAAGAGUAACAGCAUGGUGGGUGGACCUGAUCCAUACCUUAAAGAGUUUGGUAUUGUUGUCCACAAUGAAAUGACAGAGCUCACAGGCAGGGUCCUUCCAGCACCAAUGCUGCAGUAUGGAGGCCGGAAUAAAACGGUAGCCACACCCAACCAGGGUGUCUGGGACAUGCGAGGAAAGCAGUUUUAUGCUGGCAUUGAAAUUAAAGUUUGGGCAGUUGCUUGUUUUGCGCCUCAGAAACAAUGUAGGGAAGAUUUACUAAAGAGUUUCACUGACCAACUCCGUAAAAUCUCUAAGGAUGCAGGAAUGCCCAUCCAGGGUCAACCAUGUUUUUGCAAGUAUGCCCAAGGUGCAGACAGCGUGGAGCCCAUGUUUAAACACCUGAAAAUGACAUAUGUGGGCCUACAGCUAAUAGUGGUUAUUUUGCCUGGAAAGACACCAGUAUAUGCGGAGGUGAAACGUGUUGGAGAUACUCUCUUGGGUAUGGCUACACAGUGUGUCCAGGUAAAAAAUGUCGUGAAGACUUCACCUCAGACCCUUUCUAACCUUUGCCUGAAGAUAAAUGCAAAGCUUGGAGGAAUCAACAAUGUGCUUGUACCUCAUCAAAGGCCUUCGGUGUUCCAGCAGCCUGUCAUCUUCCUGGGAGCAGAUGUCACGCACCCCCCAGCAGGGGAUGGCAAGAAGCCUUCCAUCGCCGCUGUUGUUGGCAGUAUGGAUGGCCACCCCAGCCGGUACUGUGCUACUGUUCGGGUGCAGACCUCUCGCCAGGAGAUCUCCCAGGAGCUCCUCUAUAGUCAGGAGGUAAUCCAGGACCUCACUAACAUGGUUCGAGAGCUGCUGAUUCAGUUCUACAAAUCCACACGCUUCAAACCCACUCGGAUCAUCUAUUACCGUGGAGGGGUAUCCGAGGGACAGAUGAAACAGGUAGCUUGGCCAGAACUAAUAGCAAUUCGAAAAGCAUGUAUUAGCUUGGAAGAAGAUUAUCGGCCAGGAAUAACCUAUAUUGUGGUUCAGAAAAGACAUCACACAAGACUCUUCUGUGCGGAUAAAACAGAAAGGGUGGGGAAAAGUGGCAACGUACCAGCAGGCACUACUGUGGACAGCACCAUCACACAUCCAUCUGAGUUUGACUUUUACCUCUGUAGUCAUGCAGGAAUUCAGGGAACCAGCCGUCCGUCACAUUACCAGGUCUUGUGGGAUGACAACUGCUUCACUGCAGAUGAGCUCCAGUUACUAACUUACCAGCUGUGUCAUACUUAUGUGCGGUGCACACGCUCAGUCUCUAUUCCAGCCCCUGCCUAUUAUGCCCGGCUUGUAGCAUUCAGGGCACGGUAUCAUCUGGUGGAUAAAGAUCACGACAGUGCGGAAGGCAGUCACGUGUCAGGACAGAGCAACGGCCGAGAUCCUCAGGCCUUGGCCAAAGCCGUGCAGAUCCACCAUGAUACCCAGCACACGAUGUAUUUUGCCUGAGAGUCUCAGAAAAAGAACUCAACCAAUUGACACCCCAUGCAGCCUCAAAAUGUUUCAAAUGCCUACCGCCUCUAGAGAGAGCCAAGCUGACUUCAGGUGGUCUUCUACCAGCAAUUCGGAAUGGUUGCACUGAAUCUAUACUUCACAGCACUGUCUGAUGCAUCAACAAAAUUGAGCCAUUUUUUUUAAAGUAAUAGAUACUCAUAGAUUGUCUUUUCUGAUGCACUGGACUGAAUUUUUACCUCAUCAUGCAAAGGCUGAUCAGCCUGAACUUUCUAAAGGACUUUACAAGAAAGGUUUCUAUGGACUAUUUUGCUAGCUGUGGUGUUCACCGCAUCCUUCUAGUCUUACAAGAGAGGAUUAUUCCUUUUUUCUGUAUUCAUCGAGUGGGGUAUGUGCAUAAAUGGGAGAGAAAAACCAAACAGUCUACUUCGGUUCAGUGUAACUAUUUAAUUGUGUGGGUCCAUAGACUUUUUAAUGGAGAUUUCUGACUUCACCACUGUAAAUGCCUUUAAUGAGCAUUAAUUUUUGAAAGUUUUACAGAGUUUUAUUAGUUUUACUACUUUAUCUAUUGAUCUCUACAGACUUGUGCUGGUGUAAGUACAGGCUGCCAGGCAAAUUGCACUAUAUUCGGCUGCAGAUUCAGGCAGGCAGUUCUCUUAUUUGGUUGACUUUUGUGAAUGUGUAACACAGACAGAUGGAAUGCAUGUCACAGCGACAGAUAACACUGCCAUGGUCAAAGUACUCAUGUUUCCCCCUUUUUGAAAAAAAAAAUUAGCUUUUAGUAUUUUUCAAAAGUGCCCAUUUUAUGCUGCUGUGUGGUUUGUUAGAUCUAAAUGAUUUUUAAACUUUUCUCAUAGAAGGUUAACUUUGGCAAUAAACAUUUUUUAAGGUCCCUUCUCUUCCUCCUCCUGACAAUGUAGUUUUUUAGAUGAGAUUUCAGUAUGAUUUUUAUCAGCUAUUUCUUACUAGAUCAUAGUCUGGCAAUUUCUGAACCUGGUCAGAAAAGACAUAUAUUUCCAUGCCUUUUUUAAAAAUUAUUAUCUGUUUUAUAGUCACAGUUGAUGUCCUGUCACUUUGUUUUAAAAUAAGCUAGAACCAGGAUGCUUCCUUAUUGGAUAGGCUUUGCCAUCCUUAAGGUACAUUGAGUGAUGCUGCAACUUGCAAAAAUGUACCAGCAUUUAAAACUUUUUUUUCCCGGGAAUCAAGGUUACUCACAGAAUUACUUGCAGUGCAAAAAUUUUGCUUCUCUUUCAACCUGAAAUGUAUUUGGUGGGGAUUCCUUCCUUUUAUUAAACUGAAACUACAUAGAAAAGGUUGAUUUUUCUUAAUAGAUUCUGGAUUCCGUUCACAGGGAGACAGGAUUCCUUUCUUGUCCAAACAAAGGAAGUUGAUCUAAAGUAAGCAUCAGUGAAAAUGUAGGGGGAAAUGUAUUUUGUAUUUAGUGUAGAUAAUACUUUGUGAAUGGACAACAGUUACAUAGAGUCUUGAUAGUUCCAGCCAGUGUUUCCCAGUCCAAUUUUUACUGACUUAGAAUUCUCUGUCCUGGAAUCUCAGGAGUGAGAGCUGGAAAGAGAGAUUAAAGUCCCAGAGCCACUCCAUAUGGCUGGGAGGAGAGAUAGACACCAUGUGGUAAAUUGAUUUUGCCACCUAUGUCUGGAAACUGCUGGUGGGGGAAACACUGGAUCUAAUGGUGAAGGAUGUUUGCUCGAACUCAUUAGCCAGUCCAAAUCUCUUAAACUAGCCUUCUCAAAAUCCCAGCAAUAUAAAGCACUGUUUUUCUUCAGUCUUUUAAAGAAGCUUGUAAAUACAUUAAAGUUUACAUUUCCAUGUGCUGUUGAUCAGCGGCGCCACCAGUGUUUGCUGAGACUGGUCUCUGAGAGUUUUAUAAUGUAUAUGGAGUCCUAAAGCUCAUUAAGAUACAAGCGCAGACCUCCUUAUUCUCUCCAUAGAGUGGGAUGAAAGCAAGCUCUGUAAUAGAGGCACAACAUAGGUGGGAGUGAAGAAGAUGGCAGAUGUUAAUUAAUUUCUUAAGGUUUUCCUUUUUUGCAAAUACCUCACUUGGACACUACAAAUCAGGACAUGUUGGUGAGGGGCUGGCUGCUGCUUUUUAUUCAUACUUGUUCAGGGAGAGCACAGAAAAUACCCUUCAGCUUGGCCACCCUGGACUCAAAGAAGGAAAAAUGGAAGAUUUUUUUUAGGAGAAGGACUUGCUGGAGUCCAGGCUGUGAAGAACUCUUGGUGGCUGGCUGGCUGGCCAGCAGGCACCACAUCUGCAUUUGAGUGCCUCAGACUUGCUUGUUAACAAUGCACAGAAGAAGUGUCACUUCUCACCAUCUCCUGGCAUGUAUGGAGCAGGGAGUGAGGCGGAAUGCCAGGAAGCCCUGACUCGCUUGCCUGCAGUUGGGCUAUCCGCUGGACCUUGAACUGUAGUUUGUAUGACCUCAGUCAGUCCAAGUACACUGGGGCAAAUCAGCGUUGUGGUGGAGGAAAAGCCGGGAGGCCUAUUUUUCUAGGAAAACAGUACCUUUAAGGGUGCAAUGCUGUCAUUUUGGACAAAUGAAAAGAAAUACAGAACUAGGAUUGUUGGAAAACACUUGCUGAGGGGUGAAUCUUUAAAAGGUAAUCACUGCAGAACCAGAGUUGCAACAAUACUACUUCGAGCAAAUCUGAAUGCAGUUUUAAUUUGGCUUGACAGUGUGAACACAGUAGCCCCUUGGGACUGACUGAAUCCUUAUGCAUGUGUCAAUCAAUGGGAGGUGUGCAUUCUCUAGAAGUAGCUUUAGGCUGUUGGGUUUUUUUUAAAUGCAGCCUAUUUAGGCACUGUCAUGUGGUGUGAAAGAUUUCAAUGUAGCAAUGCUAAAGAGUAACAAUUUGGGAAUAAGGGGCGGGGAUAUUAAAUGGUGAAGAUCCAAAUGUUGAACCAAUUAUGUUUUGUUGUUGUUAGCUGUAAAGUGAACUAGCUGGCUUAAUACAGCCAGUUGUCUGGGCAGGCAGAACAUACUCUUUCUUACUGUAAAUUCUAUUUGCUGCUUCCAAAGGUGAUGAUUUAUAAGCAGACAUAUUCUACAUGGUCUGUAUUUUAGGAUCUGGUGCCCAGGCUAUAUCAGAGCUUAUCUAGCUGGCUCAGCAACCUACCCAUCCUGUGGGAAAAGGUAAUCCACUGUUUAACAAGGCUCACCCUCUCUGCCCUGCUCUAGAGACCCUUUGUGAAUGUGCUGUAAGAUUUUCUUGCUCAAUAGCAAGGUGGUAGCUCUGCUUUCAUUUUAAGGAAGUGGAGACUGAGGGCAUUGUAUCAAUACUGCUUCAACUCCAAGGAUUUUUCCUUGUAAAAUUAAAGGGAAGAUCUUGUUAUAGAUUAACCAUUUUCUUAUCCCUUGCUAUUGACAUAUUCAUGCUCCUUCUACAUCUAGUGGCUAAAAAUGUUUGCAUUUGUUCAUUUGACUAAUGGUGUCAUUUUUUGUUUCUAUAUUGUUACGCCUGUAAUGUUUUCAAAUGUAUUUUAUUAAAUUUGGACUGGAUGUAUGUCUCUAGCAAUACGAGGUACUUGCUAAACUAUUAAGGGAGGGGUGGUAGCCCCAUGUUGAGAUAAGAUAAUGGUUGUUUAAGUUUCAAUUUUGUUUUUUUUUUUUGGCCUGCAGGGAUAUUUUGUGUUCAUGUGUCCAAAAAAAGAAUAAAUUGGCAUUCUUGUGCCAAAUGUUUUUUUGUGUCAAAUGUCUAAUAAAUAUGGAGUAUACUGUAA